GUAGAUGGUUCUGGUGGUCUGCUCGUGAGGUCUCCUUCUCGGCUUGAUUCUGAUCAGAGGAAUAUGUUUUGCUUAUAUCUUCACCCUCCUCAUGAUAUCCCAAAAAAGCUUUUCAAGAAUGAAAUUGUAUAUGUUGUUGAUACAAGCAGAAGCAUGCACGGAGGGCCAAUAGAGAACGUGAAAACUUCAUUGUUGUCUGCUUUAUGUAAGCUUGGUCCAGAAGAUACCUUUAACAUUAUUGCUUUCAAUGAUAUGAGCUUAUCGUUCUCAUCAAAGAUGGAGCUAGCAACAAAGCAAACAAUUGAAAAUGCAGCCCAAUGGAUAAACAUAAAUUUUGUAGCCA
Messenger RNA from Cuscuta europaea, 343 nucleotides. The record is from the annotation of a GenBank genome assembly. Lineage: Eukaryota; Viridiplantae; Streptophyta; Magnoliopsida; Solanales; Convolvulaceae.